AUGUCCGGCUCUAAGACCCCACGCUCGGAACUUUCAUUGGUGGAAGAGCCACGCCAUGCGAGGGGCGGACACAUGGCCCGUUCAGCUCCGAAUACCCCUUCGCCCGCCCCGCCAAAUCCCAAGAAGGACCCUCAAACGCCGCAGAUCAGCCCACUGGAGAAAAGAUUACAGGACAUGGGCUCCAUUCGGGUAGAUGGAAGCGAUAAGUUCUUUGGUAUGGAAAAUUAUGGAAACACCUGCUACUGCAAUUCGAUCCUCCAAUGUCUCUACUACUCCGUUCCUUUCCGCGAAGCCGUGAUCAACUAUCCCCAACGAACCCCAGUCGAGAGCAUCGAAGCCGCGCUCGCUCAAAACUUGCGAUACCAAAAUCCGAAUGCGCACCUGGAGGCUGAAGCGCAAGCCGCUAAGCAGAAGGCCGCUGCGCCUUCAGCGCGCCAGGCGGGCGUGCCACCCAACCAACCCCAGAAACCCGAAGAUAAGGAUUCGCCGGAAUACAAGAAGAAAGUCGCCCUGCAAACCCUCCCGAUCCUUGAGACGAAGAACAAUGCCGCCAGCUACGGCAUGUCGGAAUCUCUCUUUACUUCACUAAAGGACAUAUUUGAGUCGCUGGUGGGUAGUCAAUCACGCAUUGGGAUCAUCCGACCGCAGCAGUUUCUGGAUGUGCUUCGCCGCGAGCACGAGAUGUUCCGGACGGCCAUGCACCAGGAUGCGCAUGAGUUCUUAAAUCUGCUAUUAAACGAGGUUGUGUCGAAUGUGGAAGCGGAGGCGACGAAGCAGAGUUUUGCAGAGAAGGCGCUGCCCAGCGCCAGCGCAGAUUCGUUGGGUAUGACAGGAAGCGCUGGUUCAAAAUCACCGAACACGACCAGAUGGGUCCACGAAUUGUUCGAGGGUACUUUGACGUCGGAAACAAAAUGUCUGACAUGUGAGAAGGUUUCUCAGCGAGAUGAGGUCUUUUUGGACCUUUCGGUGGAUCUUGAGCAGCAUUCGUCCGUGACAUCUUGCCUGCGGAAGUUCUCAGCCGAGGAAAUGCUUUGCGAAAGAAACAAAUUCCAUUGCGAUAACUGCGGUGGCCUUCAGGAAGCAGAGAAACGCAUGAAGAUUAAGCGGCUGCCCCGCGUGUUGGCCUUGCACCUGAAGCGUUUCAAAUAUACCGAGGACUUGCAGCGACUGCAAAAGCUUUUCCAUCGAGUUGUCUAUCCCUAUCAUUUACGCCUGUUCAACACGACUGAUGAUGCCGAAGACCCGGAUCGACUUUACGAAUUGUACGCCGUUGUGGUUCAUAUCGGCGGGGGGCCAUAUCACGGUCACUACGUUGCAAUCAUCAAGACAGAAGACCGUGGUUGGUUGUUGUUCGACGAUGAGUUGGUUGAACCCGUGGACAAAAACUACGUGCGCAACUUUUUCGGCGACCGCCCAGGUCUAGCCUGUGCAUAUGUCCUCUUCUACCAAGAGACGACAUUGGAGGCUGUUCUUCGAGAACAGGCCAAGGAGGAUCAGGCAUCCUCUGCAGCAGCAUCUGAGGCAGGUGCACAAGCGAAUGGGUCUCUGACGCAUGUACACAGCGUGCCUGUGGAUGAUUCACAUCGACCGAUCCCGCUUAGCAAGGUAACAACAGCGCCUGGUCAAAUGCCUGUGCAUCUUGAAGUUCCGGAGGCUGAUCCAGUACCUCCGUUACAACCCGUUCAACCACCCGAGAUUCCAGCUCCACCGCCGAUCCCUAAUGAACAACCUCCUUCUCUGAGUCCAAAGAAGAGCGAUGCCCAAAUCCGGAAGGAAAAGGUUCGAGAGGAAAAGGAACAGCGCGCAGCACAAAAGGCAGCAGAGAAAGCGGCCGAGAAAGCAGCCAAAGAUGAACGGGAAAACAGAGAGAAGAUGGAGAGAAUUCAACGCAAGGAACUUGACCAGCAGCGGCAAGCCCAGAUGAAACAGGAGGCGGCGGAUCUCGAAAGGGCUCUCAAAGCGAGCAAAGAAUCGAACAAGGCUGAAGCGGCUGACAUUGGGCCUGAGAAUGGAUCACCUCGGGAUUCUUCCAGGUUUAGCAUCUUCAGACGUAGCAGUCGCAGUUUGAGCAGCAGUCUGAGCAAUCGUCUCAGCAAGGACAAAGAGCCACGUGUGUCGACCUCAACUGCAGAGACUACCCCAGCUCCUGUCCUUGAAGUACCGGCCCAAGAAGAAGAGCGGAUUCGACCACCGGUUCCUGCAAAGAAUACUGCAGAUCUCUCCAGUUCCUACACGUCAACGCAACCAUUUCCACCUACGGUCCCAGAAAAACAUGAUCCUUAUUACAAUCACAGCAAUACCCACCUUCCCCCUCUUUCUACAUCCCCCACAGCCAAGCACAUCAAUCAUAUCAACCACAUCAACAGCCCCAACGGUAAUGGAAAUGGUAAUAGCAAUGGCGGCAGCACCGACAAGACUGGCGUUGGCCACACGCAUCGAUGGAGAUCGUUCAGCUUCAAAAAAUCAGCCGCGUCAUGA
This is a messenger RNA of Penicillium longicatenatum, 2478 nucleotides long. RefSeq lists its product as uncharacterized. Gene Ontology annotation, cellular component: nucleus; cytosol. Gene Ontology annotation, molecular function: cysteine-type deubiquitinase activity; cysteine-type endopeptidase activity. The record is from RefSeq and is a predicted model, not a curated record. Gene Ontology annotation, biological process: protein deubiquitination. Lineage: Eukaryota; Fungi; Ascomycota; Eurotiomycetes; Eurotiales; Aspergillaceae. The coding region runs from base 1 to 2478 and encodes 825 amino acids. The transcript has 3 exons.